Corylus avellana is the source of this 2474-nucleotide messenger RNA. Its product is annotated as RNA polymerase I specific transcription initiation factor RRN3 protein. Gene Ontology annotation, cellular component: nucleus. Gene Ontology annotation, molecular function: RNA polymerase I core binding; RNA polymerase I general transcription initiation factor activity. Gene Ontology annotation, biological process: transcription initiation at RNA polymerase I promoter. The record is from RefSeq and is a predicted model, not a curated record. NCBI's taxonomy places the organism in Eukaryota, Viridiplantae, Streptophyta, Magnoliopsida, Fagales, Betulaceae.
UUCGCUUCCUUCGAAACCCUCCUAAGCUUGCUUUCCCACCGCUGCAGCCGCCCCUCAUAACUUAGAAGAAGGGGGCCGCGCCUCGAAGAAUAAUUUGAGAGGAUCUGAAACGACUUUUAGGGACACGCAGAAAAUAACGAAGAAGACAGCUGUUGCGGCGUAUGGAGUUCAUCGGUGGAGGUGCUACCAGCUGAAACCUGAAUUAGGACUCUUCAACCAGGCUUAAUUAAGUUAUCCCUCCCAGGCCACGUCUGGAAAGACGGGAUCAGUUGGGUCUGGGUCGGAGACCAUGGGAGCUGAGGAAUUAGUUAACGGCAAGGCAGAGUUUCAUGAAAUGGAGGAGGACGAUAAUUUCAGUGACUCCGAGUUAGUUUAUCAUGUCAGGGAUGCUCUUAGUUCAGUCUCAUCGGGUGAUAGUGACAGUUAUAACCAGCUUGUUGGGGUUUUGCAUCAUACGGAGCGGCUCGCUCCUGAGGAUGUUGCGCUACUUGUGACGAGUUUAAAGGCACUAUCUGGAGCAGUUUCUUAUAUAGAUAUUGUUCUUCAUGAGACUCUUCUUUCUUCAAUUUUUCGAAUGAACAUGUGGAACUACGGACCUGAUGUGAUGGAUGCUUUGCUUGAACUAAUCAUAUCCUUGGCUGCUUCAAAUGGAAAACAUGUCAAUUCAUGUUUGGAAAUGCUUGUUAGCAACUUCACCCCACCAAACUCUUUUGUUAAUAUGCUGAAGCAGCCACGUGGUCUUGCAAGAAAGGACCAAGUUCUGUCUCGUGUGCAUUCAGCUCUGAAACAUAUAGCUGAUUUGGUGCCUCUUGCUCCCUCAAUACUAUGUCCAAUAAUUUCUCAAAGAAUGCCAAUCUAUGACAAGGAACCUUUGGCGGUUAUAUAUGUGGAGAACAUGUUAAAGCUGGAGAGUGGUGCAAUUGGAGAAUUUGUUAUGAGCACAAUGCUUAUGGGGCUGAUGGACAUGCUUAUAGAGUUUGAUGUGGAGAUUGGAUGGGAGGACAUUUUACAAGAUGACUCUAGUAAAGGCAUAUUUCAGAUGGAGCUUGAAAAUGUGGACGAAAUUGCAGAUUACGAUGAGGAGGAUGGUACUGAGAUGUUUAUGCAGCUUUCAAGAGAAUUAACUCGGAAGAGUUUAGGAGGAAGCUUAAUUGCUGAAAAAUUAGAUAGCUUGAUGGCGCUAACUUUUGAGCAUCUGGAAUCAUGUAAAGACAGUGGCCGUUUGGUUGAGGUCUUUGAACAUCUUUUAGACUCAUUCCGGAUUACAGUUCUGACCGCAUACAAGUCAAAAUUUGCUCAGUUUGUGAUGUUCUAUGCCUGUGCUCUAGAUCCUGAAAACUGUGGUGUGAGAUUUGCCAUGUUACUUGCUGAUAUUUUUGUUCGUGAAGACUACCCUUUGCCUUUCAGGAUGAGUGCUGUUGCUUAUCUUGCUAGUUAUUUGUCUCGUGCAAAUUUUCUGUCUGCCCCUUUGGUUGCUGGGAUGCUGAAAAGGCUGGUAGAUUGGUCUUUUGAAUAUUGCAAAACGAAAGGUGCUGUAAUGGACCCAACAUCCCAUAGACUUUUCUACUCUGCAUGCCAGGCGAUCAUGUAUGUGCUCUGCUUCCGAAUGAAAUCAAUGAUGGAUGUUGCUUGGUUCAAAUCACAUCUCUUAAUAGAGCCAAUAUUGAAUCAUAAAUUGAGCCCAUUGAAGGUAUGUCUGCCUUCCAUUGUAGAUGAAUUUUGCCGACAAGCAGAAGCAGCCUGUCUAUUCACCUCAUCUGAGGAAUUUAUUUUUAACUACUCGCUGGAGUCAGAACAUUCAAGGGCUUUCGGUGGGAUAGAAAGACUUGACAUGUUCUUCCCAUUUGACCCAUGUUUGCUGAAAAAAAGUGACAGAUACAUCCGGCCACACUUCGUGUAUUGGUCAAUGGUCAGACCUCCAUAUGAUGAUGAUGAUGAAGGUAGUAUUGAUGAAGAUGUUGAGCAAGAGCUUGAUCUGGAUGUGAGCAAAAUGUCCAUAACACCCAGGAAUUCCAUGGCUUAUUGGAUUCAGAAUGGAUUAGAGGAGCCAAGAGGAAUGCCUGCAAGAAUUAGACCCUCGACAAGUCCAGAGUCUUUGUGAUAUCAAACUACAUUUUUUUUAAAGUCUCUUUGUGCUGGAAGAUCGGAAGACAUGAACACGAAGUCUACCUUGUGCCAGAAGGAAGAGUAGGCGGACAAAGGUGUGCUGCACCUACAUGAAGAAAGGGUUUUGCCAUUACAAUUUUGGAUCUAUAAUUGUGACUUAUGGAACUCUUAUUUUUAUUUUAUGUAAUUUUUUCAUCCACAGGCAUUGUAAAAUUAAAUGAAGAUGUGCAUGUCCCAUAGUGAAUUUUGAUUUAGUCAAAUAUCUUUUGUGCCUGUCUUGAUUGUAACCGAAAAAAACACACUUGAUAGAGUGGUAACUUCAUUUCAAUGAAGCAGUGGACCUCUACGUCCUGUACAAUUUUAGCAUA